CGGCGGCGGCGGCGGCGGCUGUAGGGGGAUCCCGCUCUCGCCGGGCCCGUUCCUGCCGCCGCUGCUGCUGCUGCUGCUGCUGGCGCUGCCCGGCGGCGCCGUCCCCGCGGCCGACACCGUGGUGCUGGGGCUGCGCCUGGAGGAGAGCACCAAACCGGCGGCGGCGGUGGCACCGGCGGGGGCGGCCGAGCGCGGGCCCAUCCGCCUCACGGAAGGCAGCGAGGCCUUGCUGCGCCUCUACGGGCUGGGGCUGGGCCCCGGCGCCGCCGAGCGCGUGGCCUUCGCCGAGCUGCGGCCGGGCGGCAACGCCUCGAGUGGCAACGCCACGUGCCAGGAGCGCUCGCAGGACCUGGUGGUGCGGCCGGGCCCCGCCGAGCCCCGCGACACCUCGGCCCUGCUCCGGGUGCGGGUGCAGCCGCUGCGCAAGGACGAGAGGGCCAAGACCUACGUGCUGUGCUCGCAGCGGCGGCCCGGGCAGCCCUGGCUGCCGCACCAAGGGCCCGACGGGCACGUGCUGGUGCUGGAGGAGAAGAAGUCGCUGCUGCCCUUGUGGCUGCAGGUGAUUCUGAUCGUGGGGCUGUUGGUGCUGUCGGGCAUGUUCAGCGGGCUCAACCUGGGCUUGAUGGCGCUGGACCCCAUGGAGCUGAGGAUCGUGCAGAACUGCGGCACCGAUAAGGAGAAGCGCUACGCCCGCAGGAUCGAGCCCAUCCGCAGGAAAGGGAAUUACCUGCUCUGCUCACUGCUGCUGGGCAACGUGCUGGUCAACACCACGCUGACCAUCCUGCUGGACGACCUGAUCGGCUCCGGCAUCGGCGCCGUGGUGGCCUCCACCAUCGGCAUCGUCAUCUUCGGCGAGAUCGUGCCGCAGGCGCUGUGCUCGCGCCACGGGCUGGCCGUGGGCGCCAACACCAUCGUGGUCACCAAGUUCUUCAUGCUGGUCACCUUCCCGCUGUCCUACCCCAUCAGCAAGCUGCUGGACUGCGUCCUGGGCCAGGAGAUCGGCACCGUGUACAACCGGGAGAAGCUGGUGGAGAUGCUGAAGGUGACGGAGCCCUACAACGACCUGGUGAGGGAGGAGCUCAACAUGAUCCAGGGAGCGCUGGAGCUGCGCACCAAGACGGUGGAGGACGUGAUGACCCCGCUGCAGAACUGCUUCAUGAUCAACAGCGACGCCAUCCUGGACUUCAACACCAUGUCGGAGAUCAUGGAGAGCGGCUACACGCGCAUCCCGGUCUACGAGGACGAGAGGUCCAACAUCAUGGACAUCCUCUACGUCAAGGACCUGGCCUUCGUGGACCCCGACGACUGCACGCCCCUCAAGACCAUCACCAAGUUCUACAACCACCCCGUGCACGUGGUGUUCCAUGACACCAAGCUGGACGCCAUGCUGGAGGAGUUCAAAAAGGGGAAGUCCCACCUGGCCAUCGUGCAGAAGGUGAACAACGAGGGUGAGGGUGACCCCUUCUACGAGGUGCUGGGGCUGGUGACGCUCGAGGACGUCAUCGAGGAGAUCAUCAAGUCGGAGAUCCUGGACGAGUCCGACACCUACAUUGACAACCGCAGCAGGAAGAGGGUGUGCAACCACAAGAACCGACGGGACUUCUCGGCCUUCAAGGACCCCGACAACGAGCUGAAGGUCAAGGUGUCACCUCAGCUCCUGCUGGCCGCCCACCGCUUCCUGUCCACCGAGGUGACCCUCUUCACCUCCAACUUCAUCUCGGAGAAGAUCCUGCUGCGGCUCCUCAAGUACUCGGACGUCAUCCAGGAGCUGAAGUUUGACGAGGAGAACAAGAAAUCCCCGCGGCACUUCCUGUACUGCAAGAACAAACCGGCCGACUACUUCAUCCUGAUCCUGCAGGGCAAGGUGGAGGUGGAGGCCGGCAAGGAGUGCAUGAAGUUCGAGGCAGGAGCCUUUUCCUACUACGGGGUGAUGGCCCUGAGUCCUCCUCCUGGAUCUGAGAUCCGUUCCCCGUCCCACAUGAGCGGCCUGAACCGCUCGGCCUCGCUGAGCUACCACGAGCGCUCGGACUCGGGCUCGUCGCCGGUCAGCGGCAGCAACAACCAGCUCAACGCGGGCGGCGCGCAGUACGUGGCCGACUUCAGCGUGCGCGCCCUCACCGACCUGCAGUUCGUCAAGAUCACGCGGCAGGAGUACCAGAACGGGCUGCUGGCCUCGCGCAUGGACAGUUGUCCCCAGUCCCCCGACAGCGCCGCCCCCAAGGCCGAGCCGGCCGUGGCGGAGAAGCCGGAGCCGCCGGCGCCGGCCGACGAGACCACGAGUCUGCUCAACGAGAGGAACUGCCUGAGCCGGCGCAGCAACCACAGCGGCCCGGAGAACUCCAUCUGACCCCGGCCGCGCCGGCCGCCUCGGCGCGCCCGGCACGCAGGGACCUUGCCCGGUAGGAGGAGCCGCUGGAGGAGGAGGAGGAGGAUGAGGAGGCGUGGUGGGGAUGGAGGAGCUGGGAUUUGCUGCUGCUGUUCCAGGCCGGCUCGGUUUGGGAUGGACGGAGCGGCGCGGGCACGGCGCCGACGGCUCAGGGAGCUUCGGGUGUGGGUGUGCACGUGCGGGGGAC
This is a messenger RNA of Camarhynchus parvulus, 2573 nucleotides long. It is a transcript of the gene CNNM4, whose product is annotated as cyclin and CBS domain divalent metal cation transport mediator 4. The record is from RefSeq and is a predicted model, not a curated record. Gene Ontology annotation, molecular function: sodium ion transmembrane transporter activity; magnesium ion transmembrane transporter activity. The coding region runs from base 596 to 2347 and encodes 583 amino acids. The transcript has 7 exons. Gene Ontology annotation, biological process: magnesium ion homeostasis; magnesium ion transport. NCBI's taxonomy places the organism in Eukaryota, Metazoa, Chordata, Aves, Passeriformes, Thraupidae. Gene Ontology annotation, cellular component: plasma membrane.